Molecule: messenger RNA, 741 nt
Organism: Paramecium pentaurelia
Lineage: Eukaryota; Ciliophora; Oligohymenophorea; Peniculida; Parameciidae
Source: the annotation of a GenBank genome assembly
AUGUUUAAUCCAAAUUGUAUCAAGACAUUAAGGACUAUGAGUGCAUCCUCAUAACGAUCUACUUAAAAUAAACUUUUGAUGGAAGAAAUUGAUUCUGCAAUUUAGGAUUUGAGAGAAUGGAAAAAAAAUGAAAAUCUUGAAUUGAAAAAAUAACUUAUGGAAAAUCAAUAGACUUAAAAAAUCAUCUAUAAAAGUGGAUAUGAAAUUGAUGAAGAAGAAGAGGAUACUAGAUAAGAAGAAUUAUUAUAAUAAUAAACAGAUCUAAAUAAUAAAUUAUAAAAGAUUAGACAAGAAUAUAUGAAAGAAUAUCUAAAAAUUCCUAAAUAUAUGGCUAGUGAAUAAAAAACAUAAGAAGUAACACAAAAAUUAUAAGAAAGUUCUUAAAGAUUAGAAAAUUUAGAAAAUUAUCCAAUUAAUUAACUUAAUCUUAAUAAAAUGGAUGAUGAUAUCUUAUUAAAGCUAACUUAAUGGAAAGCUUAACUUGCAGAACUUGAUUAAGUUUCUGAAGAAAAAGAAUCAAUAUAAUAAGAUUAAUAAAGUGAUUAAAGUGGCUAAGUAACAGCUAAUAUGAAAUAAAAAAUAUAAUAAGAAUUAGAUUAAUUUUAAAAAUUUGAAUAGACAAUUUCAAAAGAAUAAUAAGAAAAAUAAGAAUUUAAUUAACAUAUUCAAUAAGAAUUGAAUGAUCUUGACAAAGAUUUUGAUGAAAUAGAUUCAUUAUUAAAUUAAUGUGGAAUCAAAUGA